AUGGCGGAAACGAAAUCGAAACCAAUCCCACGAAAAGACAAAAUUUGUGUGUGGACUUUUCCUGAAGGGACACAGCCUGCAGUUCGAGUUGAAGUCGACGGAGGGAAAAUCAAAGCUGAAGAUCUCCUAGAAAUAGCCGGGAAAACUUUGGGAAUUAACACCAACAGCCUACAGUUUUUCGGUCUCUUCCGCGGAAUUGAAAAUCCUACUAAGAAGUACGGUAACAACGAAUUUAUUUACCUUCCAUGCCGCUACGUUAUAUCAAUACAAAAGUGGUCUUUCGACGUUCCGAGAGAGCAAAAGCAUCUUAAAACAGAUGCCGGCGCAAUGCACUUGAUCUGUUUGCAGUGUAUCGAGGAUAUUCGAUGCGGUAGGCUUAAGCCGAAACCAGAUCACAUUCCUCUACUGAAGGAAUACAGAAAUCCAACUUUUCCUUGCGACAAGCAGUACGUGGAACUUUGCCAAAAAAUGUUCGGGUAUGGCUACGUUUUCCUGCACGAUUGCACAAUUCAGAAUGAUGUUAAAAUGAAGGAAGUCUCACUCACACAAGGAAUGCAGGUUAAUCUGAUAGCCAACCGAAGAGGAUUAAUGAUAAAAUCAAAGAAGUCAGCAUUUUUCGCUCCAUGGCGAAAAAUCCGUCGUUGGUCUCAGGCUCAGGGUGACAGCAUUCACUUUGAGAUUUACUUCACAGAGGAGCUGCGGUUUGAAUGGGUAGAGGUAGAAACAGAACAAGUGGCCUUCCUCAUGUCAGUUAUCGCCGAGUUUGUCUACCUUAUGAAAAAAGAUCUAGAUGAACCAGAGGUGAACACAUCCAUUUGGAGCAAGGGAAUCCCAGUAAAAAAGCUGACAUGGAAGCUCAUCAAGAAAGAGCUGUUCUCCAAAGACAAAAAACAAGAGGAGAGUGACGACGAAGAAGAACCCUGCCAGGGAUUUGAUAACCUGGAGGAAGAGGCUUCGACUGAUGAUGAAGGGUCAAGUGAUGACGAAGAAGGGGCUAAAGCUGCUACAUCUUCACGUAAAAGCUCCCAAUACCGUUUCAGUUGAUUUUUUUAGGAUAUCUUUCACAGUUGUCGUCGUAAUUAGACCAGCAAAGCAUCUGAUUGCCGUUCUACUCCUUCAUAUAGACAAACAGUUUUUCGAAUUGUGUUUUGCU
This is a messenger RNA of Pocillopora verrucosa, 1153 nucleotides long. RefSeq lists its product as uncharacterized. Lineage: Eukaryota; Metazoa; Cnidaria; Anthozoa; Scleractinia; Pocilloporidae. The record is from RefSeq and is a predicted model, not a curated record.